This is a messenger RNA of Annulohypoxylon truncatum, 1734 nucleotides long. Its product is annotated as putative vacuolar carboxypeptidase Cps1. The transcript is spliced from 3 exons. Gene Ontology annotation, molecular function: metallocarboxypeptidase activity. Gene Ontology annotation, cellular component: fungal-type vacuole lumen. The record is from RefSeq and is a predicted model, not a curated record. Lineage: Eukaryota; Fungi; Ascomycota; Sordariomycetes; Xylariales; Hypoxylaceae. Bases 1 to 1734 code for a protein of 577 amino acids.
AUGGAAAAAUCGCAAGGAAAUAUCCCGCAUGAGCAGAGAAAACCCUGUAACAGGCGCAGGAACUUGUUGCUCUGUUCAGUGCUUUUCCUCUCUUUAAUAUUCUUUUACUUCAGCCCAUCUUUGCGUUUAUGGGCCGGACACUGCUUGAAAUCAUCGUCAGGUAGCCGUCUUUCUCGUGGUGACCCGGAGAAAUGGUGCCCCCUGCCGAAUAUCACUUCCCCGGAAGAAGAUGGCCUUAAGUCAAGCGAACAUUUUAUGGACUCUCGGGAAUUCCAAUUGGCAGUGGAACGGCUCUCAGCAGCAGUGCGCGUUCCGACCGAGAGUUUCGAUGACAACGGUGACGUCGAUGAGGAUCCUCGUUGGGCAACGUUCGAUGACUUACACCAAGUCUUGGAGCAACUAUUCCCGCUCGUACACUCACGACUAGAACUUCGCAAGGUGAAUCGAUAUGGCCUCCAAUAUACGUUCAGGGGCACAGAUCCCUCGCUCAAGCCCAUCCUAUUGACGGGACACCAAGACGUCGUCCCUGCUGGCACAGCUUCUCGUUGGACCUAUCCACCGUUCGACGGACAUUUCGACGGAACCUUCGUAUGGGGCCGAGGGGCGGCUGAUUGCAAGAGCGUUGUCAUUGGGAUCCUUUCGACCAUUGAGGACCUACUCUCGCAAUCGUUUAAGCCACAUCGCACUAUUGUGCUUGCUUUCGGCUUCGACGAAGAGACAGGUGGUCUCAGAGGAGCAGCUUCUUUAAACGAGUCUCUGAUUCAGGAAUGGGGACGGGACUCCUUCUUGUUUAUUUUGGAUGAAGGUGGAAUGGGUAUCCAGAAUCAGGGAGACGACAUCAUCUAUGCCUACCCUAGUGUAGGUGAGAAGGGUUACUACGACAUUCAACUAACUCUUGAGGUGAAUGGCGGGCAUAGCUCAAGGCCGCCAAAACACACGGGAAUUGGUAUCAUGGCGGAUGCAAUUGUGGCCUUGGAGAGCAACCCGUACUCCCCGCAACUAACGCAAUCCAACCCCUUCCGAAGAGUAUUGGAGUGCAGAGCGAGAUACUCUCCAGACGACGUACAACCGUGGCUGCGUGACGAACUCCUUAGCGGGAACGAGAAGGAAAUUGCCCAGAAGAUCGCGGACGAGGGAACAGACGAUCAAUGGCUGCUGAAAACAAGUCAAGCCAUCGAUGUAAUUACUGGUGGAGUCAAGGUCAACGCUCUCCCCGAAAAUAUCGAGCUACAAGUCAACCAUCGAGUAGCGCUUCAUGAUUCGGCCGAAUACAUCAACAAGCACAUCCAAGAAGUGCUGACCCCCGUGGCGCGGAAAUACGGGUUCCAGUUUGAAGGUUUUAAUACCUCAGUUUCUCAAGACUCUGGUUUAGACACUGCUUCAUUUAGCAUCUUAAGAGCGCGAUCCCUGCAGAUCAUCUACCCAUCCCCUACCGCGCCAACCGACAAUGAUGUGUGGGCGAUCUUCAGCGGCACUAUAAGACAUGUAUUCGAGACUACGCAGACUGCAGAGGGCAGGACUGUUGUCCCAGUUGGGAAUAUCAUGACGGGCAAUUCAGACACAGUAAAUUAUUGGGACCUAACUAGGAACAUAUAUAGGUUCACUCCUUCAAGGAAUGGUACAAGAAUGAACCAGCAUGGAAUCGACGAAAGAAUGGGAAUUACUGCUCAUCUAGAAGGCAUGAGAUUAUACUAUGACUUGAUUCGCAACUUCGACAGCUGGAAGGAUGAAUAA